ACUAAGGCUGGAGAGACGUUCUGUACGUUUGCUUUGUCGGUUCCCAAGGUGAAGCCGAUAAGGGACACCAAUGAGACGAGCUCGAGGGUCAGGUUUCGAAACGCCACCAUCCGCGUGAUCGACUAUAUGAUGAAGAACCCACAGCAGACACCAGAGUUGCGGGGCCAGAUCGAGAGCGGCCUCGUGGGCAAAACCGCGACCAAGAAUGGUAGCGGUUCGGGCUCUGCUGACACUCCGGACAACAUUGAUCUGACUUGGGCUGGGACAUCUGUCGGCAAAGUCCAUCCUAAGGUGAAAGCGGCGCAGCUGGCGGCGCUACCGGAUGGACCAUCGGAGGCCCUUCUUGAUCUCAUCGAUGAUAAUGAUGCGCGCGCGAUCAAGGGUCUCUUCGCAUUUGCGUUUCAAUACAAAUCGUCUGACAUAUUUACGGACGAGAUGGGAGACAUGAGCACUUGGGCACUCAUGAACGUUCGCAGGAACGCUCAGAUAGGCAUCGACUUCGGUUUUUGGAUCAAGGAUUGCGUGAACCCCGACACUGGCGUUAUCGAUUGGGGUCGCCGUCCUCUCUAUACGCCCAUUUGGGGAAAGGAGUACCUGGCGUCCGUGAGGGUCAUUAACGGCGACACCGCCUCCCCUCCGAAGGGCGUGUUUAUCACAUACGAGUACAAGCUGGACAACCCCUUCUGCGCUGAGGGGGCUGGAUGGGUUCUCGACACUGCCAGGUACCCUUGCAAGGACUGGUUCUCUGUCCAGCAUGGGCCGAACAAGUAUCGCAUCGACAAGAAGGGCAAUAUGCUGAUCGACCUGUGCACUGGUGCUGCUGCCGAGAUCACGGCCAGGCAGCAACAAGUUAUGGCGCUCACGAAUGGGCCAUCUCUCGUGAGUUUGGACACCCGCGAGAAGCGCAGGAGGGAGGAGGCCCUGCAGAAGGCGAGGAAGCGCCUCGCCACCAAGUCGUCCGAGUCCAUCCGCAUGCUGUCAUAUGACAAAAAGGAUGGUACUCCAUCGUGA
Molecule: messenger RNA, 1011 nt
Organism: Prorocentrum cordatum
Lineage: Eukaryota; Dinophyceae; Prorocentrales; Prorocentraceae
Source: the annotation of a GenBank genome assembly